Molecule: messenger RNA, 636 nt
Organism: Paraglomus brasilianum
Lineage: Eukaryota; Fungi; Glomeromycota; Glomeromycetes; Paraglomerales; Paraglomeraceae
Source: the annotation of a GenBank genome assembly
AUGAGCAAUAUCACAGAGAUAGACAUAGAAGCCGGAAUAACUGAGGACAUUUCUGGAUCAAAUGAACAAUCAAAGUACAUAGAACCGGUCUCAGACAUAAUAGAGAAAACUAAAAUCUCCUCAGAUUCAUCAACGAUAAAUGAACCCCGUAUAGCAGACGAACAUACAAUUUUUAAAAAAUCAAAUUUUGUUUCUAAUAACGUCGUAAUAUCCUUCUGUGCUUUGGCAAUCAUGCAUAUACCUGUUGGCUAUCCGUAUUAUUGCUUUACGUCUAUAUUUGUUUUUGAAAUAACCUUUCGGACUUUUUAUCUAAUCAUAUGGUUCAAUAAUAAACGCAUAUGUUUAGAAAGCUUUGUUGAUCGCAUAGCAACAUUUAUUGGUGGAUUGGAAUAUCUUGCAUUGACUUCAUUCAAUCGCAUGCCCCCUUCGUGGUCUAUGUCACGCGCUCUUUCUUGCAUACUCGGACAUAUUAUUAUUGGCAUACUGCUUGAUGCAAUAUUUCUUGCUCAAAUCUAUAGUGGUUCUAAGGAAAGCAAUGAUUCGUUUGCUAAUAGCCAUGCUCUGCAACAACGAACCAAACUUUUCAACUGGAACACUGUUUCCGCAAAAGCGUUGACUUCUGGUCUUUGGGGAUAA